Messenger RNA from Mucor velutinosus, 1389 nucleotides. RefSeq lists its product as uncharacterized. Gene Ontology annotation, molecular function: fatty acyl-CoA hydrolase activity. NCBI's taxonomy places the organism in Eukaryota, Fungi, Mucoromycota, Mucoromycetes, Mucorales, Mucoraceae. Gene Ontology annotation, cellular component: cytosol. Gene Ontology annotation, biological process: acyl-CoA metabolic process. The coding region runs from base 1 to 1389 and encodes 462 amino acids. The transcript has 6 exons. The record is from RefSeq and is a predicted model, not a curated record.
AUGCCAACUUCGUUAUAUGAUUCAGCAUUUGAGUCUGUUCGUUCCAUGUGGAUAAGGAGUGUUAUGUUUGUAACGCAACCUGUAUUCCAACGAUUACUCCCUGAUCCCUAUACAGAGGCAGGAAAUGUUCGUGUAGAUAGGAAGCCAGCGCACGUUAGCCGUGUUACUAUGACUGAGAUCGUUUCUCCUGCACAAUGCAACAUGAUGGGAUACGCUUACGCUGGUACAAUUCUCAGUUGGAUCGAUAUUGCUGCAGGAAUAGCAGCAAAAAGACAUGCUGUAUCUCCAUCGGUAACUAGAUCUGUUGACGAUGUCGCAUUUCUGCAUCCUGUCAAAGUUGGUGAUAUAGUAACAAUUCAAGCGUCUGUCAACAAAUCAUGGAAAACAUCAAUGGAGGUUGGUGUCAAGGUGGAAGCCGAAUCACCACUGUCGCAUGAACGAUUUUUUGUUGCACAUUGCUAUCUGAGCUUUGUAGCACUCUCGCCACGCCCAGAGGCAAAAACACAUUUGGGCCGAAUUCUUUCUGGAUUCCAAACAAUUGCCGUACCUGAACUAUUACCAACAUCCCCAAUGGAGAUUAAGCGAUUCGAGAUGGCAGAAACUAGACGGCAAGCUAGAUUCAGACAGAAAAAGCCAGACCACAGCCAAAUCCGAGAGUUGAUGCGAGAAUGGUCCCAAGGACUACGAGAGAAGGCUGAUGCAGACGCUCCAAUUAAACGACAUCCAGGAUAUUUUGCUUCUUCAGAGCAACCAUCGCCAGUGUCUGAAGGAAUAUCUGACGCGGAGGAAGAAAAUAUCAUAUUGAAAGCGAGAAAACGAGGAAGAAGAUUCUCGCAGGAUCCAAGGAUGUUGCAGCAAGUUAAGGAACGGCCUAUGGAUUAUACAUUUGCAGAAGUUGUUGAAUUGGUGAUGCCUCAGCAUGCAAAUACCUUAAAAAUUACCUUUGGAGGGCAAAUCAUGGCUUGGAUGGAAAUCUGUGCCAUAGCAAGCGCCAAUAGAUUGGCCAAAGCUUAUUUAUUGACAGCCAGCAUCGAUAGUCUCAAUUUUAUAGCAAGUUCUGGCGUGGGUGAUGUGGUUACUGUGCGAUCUCUAGUUUCACGGUCGUUCCAUUCGUCAAUGGAGGUAUAUGUCAGUGUAGAAGCAGAAAACGUAUUGACAGGAGAGACCAAAUUCACAAACGACGGAUUCUUUACUGUGACAGCAGUGGACAGCGAAAACGUGCCUGUCAUCAUACCCAAAGUGAUUCCUCAAACAGAAACCGGCAUGGAUUUGUAUGAAGGUGCAUUAGAAAGACGGCAAAAACGUUUGAAUCAAAGAGUUGAGCUGGUCAAUUUAGUCAACGCCUCACAGAACUGCGUUCCUGUCAUUCAUUUGGAUGCAGAUGAAUAG